Xyrichtys novacula (pearly razorfish) is the source of this 11138-nucleotide messenger RNA. NCBI's taxonomy places the organism in Eukaryota, Metazoa, Chordata, Actinopteri, Labriformes, Labridae. The record is from the annotation of a GenBank genome assembly.
UUGCGCCCUCUCGCCCUCUAGUGGAAGGAGGCUGUAACUGCGUGAGCUGAACAUAACAGAACAGAACAGUAGCUGUGGGAUUUAACGCCUGUGUAACCGGUGGAUUUCUGUGUCGUUGCUCUGCUUUUCUUCUGAGGAACAUUAUUAUUAUUAUUUUUACAUCGAUAGGUAUGCCCGACAUGUUGUACAUUCAGCUGAUUAUUUGUGGCAGUUAUAGCUCAAGCGCACCCUGCUAGUGUAUGUUAGCAUGGUGACUGCUAGUUAGCCGCAGGCUAGGCUCAGGGUUUGUUAUACUCUGUCACCUGUGCUCAUGAGAGCUAACACGCCAAUAGGACCGCGUAUUUCAAGCAAGAAAUCAACAAUGCAGCUUUGUUUGGGUGAAUUAAGCUCUUAUUAGCGUGGUUUCGGAUCAAAAUUAGUAUUUUGUCUAAUUAUUUUGAAUCACGUUUUGUGUGACGUAAUUCAAUUACUCCGCAUCACUUGCUUGCAAAUCGUAAUGCAAAACUCCCCCUGAAAUAUCGUUUAUUUUCUUUCGGCAAUUUUACAGGUAGUACAAAUAAACUGACCAUAUUUUACGUGAAUCAUUAUGUUUCUAAGGUAAAUUCGGCGUAGCUCUGAAUUGUGUUUUGUGUACACAACUAAAAUGAUACAGUUGAAAUUGGCGUGUCUCAUAUUACUCACUAAUACACAUAACGGCGUAUGUAAGCAGAAAAGUUCAUAGGAGUCUAGUUGGAGAUAAUGUUUCAAGCAUUUACACGAUUGGAAGUUAUUUUAUUUAUGUACAUGCAUACUGCAUUCCUUUUGAUUAGAUAUAUUUCUAUUGUUAAAAAAAAAUAUUAGGCUAUAUCAAUCACUUCAAUAUUUCACAUUUUCUCUGUUAUGCAGUGUCCUUGGAAAUCGCAGCCCUGCAUUCCAAAAGGGAAGACGAGUACUUCACCAUGAGCUCAGACGAUGGUGAUUUAACACACAAAGACACAGAUGCAUGCUCACAAUUCCUCCUCAGCUCAUGAAAGAUUAUUUGCUACACGUAUCUGAAGUCAGACUCUGAUUUACAAGCAAAGGCUGGUGCUUCUUUGUGGAUUGCUAAUAAAUCUAGCAUUUAUUGCUAUUGAUUUUUUUUUUCUGUUUUCAGUUUAUUUUGUUAAUUUACUGUCUAGUAGAAGUACCUUUUGCCUUGUUUCAAAAUAAGGAAUGAAACAGCAUAUAAGAUUAGGUAGUAAAAAAGGGCAACAUAACAUUUUAUGAGGCAGUCUUUUCUUUAAAACAUGAACAUUUACUCAGUUACUCAGUCAGCACACCCUGUAUUGCAAAUCUAACAUGACAAAUCCUACUGUGAGUUGAAAUUUUUAUUAGUGUACAUUGUCUAAAUGUCUGUUCCCAUCUCUCUAGGUGACAUGGAGAACCAGGCUGAGCUGGAAGAGAAGACGAGACUCAUCAACCAGGUGCUGGAGCUUCAGCACACUUUAGAAGGUGCCCACAGAUGCAUGCACCCACAGACACAUAACGCUCAGAUUGUUGUUUUUGCAAGAUGAAACAUACUUCUUCAACCUCCUUUAGUAUUGUUUUAACCUGAUUUAACCUGAUAACCUGUUUUAACCCGGUUCUAACAGCAAUGCUGACUUCAGUUGAUUGAAAAUAGGUUUUCUGAGAGAGUUUUGGGCUGGUUCUUCCGCUGUGAAAUACGACGUCAUCUUUUACACCAGAUACUGACAGCGCAUGCAAGGCGUCUAUGUCUGUCACUUUCACUGUUAUGUUUGGCAACUUCAAGCUGUCAGCUGACAUGAGCUGCUUGACUGUUCUGAAGGGGCAGCAGCUUCACCUUGAUAGGUGAAUGGUAACUUGCCUGAUGAGUGCUUGCAUUCACCAUAUUUCAUUUCACAUGGAUCUUCGAGCAGAGUUUGUAUACUGGCUGGUUUUCCUGCUGUAUUUGUCUGAAAGCCAAAAUGCCACUAAAGGAGAAAAAUUACAUUCAGUUUAGGUACCCUUGUAGUUGCUAUUGUUUCUGCAUUAAGUGAGUUAAAGUGAAGUGAGGUAAAAUAGCCCACCAUGCUGCACAGUUGACCUGUUAUUACCUCAGUGUUUCGUUUUUGCAGUUAUCCUGAUAGCACUAUCCCUGGAUGACCAAAAAAGUUUGAUUUUCAGCUUGUUGGAUGCAAGAGUGUUGCAUCAAGCACUGUUAUUAAACAACACUUACUUAACCUGACCCUUUCUGGUUGUUGCUUUGCAUCAGUAACUGUCUGCAGUAAGAGACUGAGGAUAUAUGAUGGCUUUCUCCUCAGUAAUUCAGUGUUGGGAAAUGAUGUUGUAUCCACUCACAGCUUGAAAAACACUUGACAUUAGGUAAUCAAUUUUAUCAUUGGUUUUAGUCUACAGUAGCUUAUUGUUGCACCACUGUGGCUGGUAAGACUUGAAUCAAACCAGAGUUGCAUCAUCAACUUUACAUGAGAAGUGAAGUGUCCUAUUUUGCAUUUUUUCUAUUCUUCUCUUUAUCAUCAUUGUCAUCUGUUACAACCAUACCUUGAUUGUAACAAGUGGUUAUCAUAAUGAUAAUUUAUCAUAAUUAUCAUCAUUUUUCAUUUAUUAUGAUAUUUUUUAAGCUUAAGUCUGUGUUUUUUGUUCAGAUCUAUCUGCCAGAGUGGACGCUGUCAAAGAGGAGAACCUGAAGCUGAAGUCAGAGAACCAGGUUCUGGGUCAGUACAUUGAGAACCUCAUGUCGGCCUCUAGUGUCUUCCAGACCACCGACACCAAAAGCAAAAGAAAGUAAGGAGAAAUGGAGAGUCUGACCCAGAACCCCCUCCCUUAUGCACACUCACACACACACUCAUGCAAUCACAUUUAUACAAACACACACAUUCCUAGACCUAAACCCAGACAGCCCUGGAUGAUUGCACUCUGAACUUUAACCUCAAGUAUCCUCUAUCUCUUUAUGGAUACCUUCAAACUCUGUUCACACCUGAAAUUAGGAUGCAUCCUUAUGGUGUUGAAUAGGAUCCUAUUUUUUCCUCUAUUUGAAUUAAGAUGUUCAAUUUAAACACAAAAAGGAUCAAUUCAAAAAAGUAUAAUGGUCCAAAAUUCAAACUUUUUAACUCGCUGACUGAGGGCACAGGAAAACCCUAUCUGCUCAUCAUAAUUUUUACUACUACUCGUCUGUUACAGUCUGUUUUCCCGAGAUAAUAAGGCUUUAUGUUGAAUAUAAACUUAGGUAGAGCAAAAUCUGCAACAAAACUACCGUCACUGGCGAAAGGUGAAUUAAUUUAAACCCAAAUAAAGCCGGUAUUUCAACUACAAAGAUCACUCAGGAAAAUCAGUCUCUGGGGAAACAAAGAUUUGUAAACUAAUGCUCAAAAGACAUCCAACACAAACAUCUAAUGUUUACAGAUUUAAAUUAUUAUCAUUAUUGAGCAAACUGGUCAUCUACAGUCUUUUCUUUUUGUAAAAUUACACAGAUUAAAUCCCCUAAAUUUCUAUAAAUGUCAAAUAUAUCUAUAGAUGUCAAGUAUUUGAGAGAAGGUGCAGCUCUGCACUCACCAGUGUAUGGUGACAUUUCUAUCACGUUUCCGUACAUCAGCUCGGCCCACAAAGUUUGAAUAAGAUGACACUGGAGAGCCAGAGAUUGGCGUUGUUUGGUAUAAAAAUCCAGCAUCGAUUCUUUCCUCUUAUGAAACUACUGCUGUGAUUUCAAUGUUUACCUGAAAUAUGGCGCUUAGCUGUCUAAGAAUUACUCGUCAGUGUUGAUUGAUGCAUUUCUAGAAACACUAUUUUUGAUAAACAAACACCAACUUGCAGAGUUUUGAAACAGAACUCACACGUUUGAUGUCAGUAUUUACUGUCAGUCAUGUAAGAAAUUGUAAGAAGGAGAAAAAUCAUGUUGAAGAAGAAAAGUCAAUCAAAUGUGUGACUGUAUCGUUCAGGAUAUUAAGACUUUAUAUAGACGUCAUAUAGAAAACAUUAUAUACAACGCAUGUCAUUAAUAGAGCGGUGAUUACAAGGUCAGCCAUGCAAGUUUGUGUUUCCCAUAAAGUCAAGUCCUCGUCUGAGGUGUGAGCUGUCAAGAGUCCUGCCUGCAGCCACACUUGUUUUUCCAAUGCGCUCUCUUUUGGUCAGCCAUUAGUUUCACCAGUACUUUAUGUCUGCAGAACCAUAGGCUGCAGUCUUAGGACCAUAAUUCUGGGACCACAUCUCAGGAGUGUUAUUAAGAUAGCUAUGGAAAGGGUCCUGAAUCUGCAGCCUCUGGGUCUGCAGACACAUGCUGCCUAAUUUCAGGUGUAAACAUGCCUAAAGCCUCACACGUCCCUCAGACUGCAUACAUGUGUCAUUCCUUAAUUUGUCCAGUAGGCGGCAGUCAGCUCUCUAUUUAGACCCUGGAAGUCAGUUUGAUCAAGAAGACUGACAGUUUUUCUCUUUCCAGCAGAAAUGCAUCUACUGGUUUUCUCACACAUUUAAAGAUACAACUGUCUUGAUUUCAGAUCUAAAUCUAUGAAAUGGCUUUCUGAACCUUGAGUAGCUCUUGACCAGGUGUUCACAUGUGUGUGGUUGUUCUUCCCCAAAAUAAUCCACCAGUUCUCAACAUACAGCUGUGAGGUGAAUUAGCAUCUUCUCUUUAGGUUUCUUAGACACUGCAACAAAAGUCAGUAUGUGCUUUGUUUUAGUUUACCUGCAGAAUUCUUUGAAGCAGUCCAGCAGUAAUUAAUCAAAAGGCGUCACAGAAUAAAGAAGAAAUGGCUUCAAGAAAGGAUUGAGAUCGCAUCAGAGUGGUAGAAAAGUCUUUGUGAUUAAAUUGGCUGAAAUGACUGAGUUAACAGAGUGUGUCUUGCAGUACAAAGCCACCCUCAAGUUGAGUCAUUUUACUGGCACUCAACAGCAACAUGCAAGAGACAACUUUCAGGUGGGUGAUGACCCUCUGAUCAACAAAUAAAUAUCAUAAGAGUUAUUUUACUCUCCUACUCUUUGAAAACCAACAUCAGAUGUUAUAUCAGUAAAAGUUCAGCUACAUUGAGUAUAAUAAAACCAUCAGAAAAAAUCAAGUAUUUUAACUAUUGUCAAAUUUAUGUAGCAACACAAAAAGCAGUAAGCUGCACGUCAACAACCAUUCCUGUCUCCAUCACCUUAUUGUAAGCAAAGCUCUGGCCCCAUGGCUCCAUGCUAAAAGCUAAUCCCACACUCUAAGCAGCACUGAACUACUGGGAGCUUUACCAUGUGCUCUUAUUUUGGCCAGUUUCCUGUUCCUCCAAAUCAUAUUGCAAUCAAAGUUUCAUUUCAGCACCAGGGUUCAGGUCAUGCAGAGACUAAUUAACUCAGUGGUGGUUUUGGAUGUUGAUCAGCUCACAGAGACGUUUUGAACUGGUGAUUUUGCCACUCCACUAUCCUAACCUUUACCCCACCCCUGUCCUCCAAACUAAACAAAUAAAAAACUAGAGUUAAAAUGUUUACGUUAAACAUCCUUUUUCUCCUCAUAAGUUACUGCUUCAGAUUUUAGCGGCAGGAGAAGACAUGAAGCAGAGCAGAGGAGAAUUUGGUUUUGUCAAUGAGGGUCACAAACCCCUUUUGCUUCUUUGACUUAUUUAUUAUUCAGUAUUGUUGCCAUUGCUGCAGAUCUUAAAUGUUUUUAUUGCUCAUAAUCUCUCUAAAGAGAGGGGUCUAUAGGCCCAGUUUGUGUCUGUUUUUAUGUCACUUUUUGUUGCUGCGUAUUUGCAUGAUGAGUGUAAAGACCAUUUUAACUACUCUCUUGUAGUUGAAAGCCAGCAUCAUGUGUCAAGAUAAUAACAUGUGCUAACAGUUAAACUCCUCCUUUAACCACUUACCAAUAUGCAUACUGUUGUUGAUACAGAAAUAUGAAAGAAUCCAUCUUACAUUUGAACUUUGUUUACAUGUUACUGUUUGUUUAUUUGUCGCUAAUUUGAACAGUUUUAAUAAAGUGAUGAUCCUUUUUGAUGAAAUGUUUGUCAGUAAUGUCUCUUUCCUCUUGUUUCAUAUUUCACACGCUUACAGAGUCACUAAGGAUGCUCGCAAGGACAAGUGAUGUUCUGCUUUGCUUCCUGCUUUUUGGUAUUUGGGAUUGGCAGUGUUAAUUUUGGCAGCUAUUUUAGAUUUAGUCUUUUGAUGGAAAUGCUUUUUAGUUUUAGUCUGUUUAAACCAUCGUUGUUUUAGGCUAGUUUUAGUCGCACAAAGUCUCCUUUUAGUCAAUAAGUAAGGAGUCGUUACGUUUUUGUCAUUUCUGUUUUUAAAGUGGGUUAACUAGUCAAUCAGAGAUUGUAAUUACCUAGCUAGAUGAUUUAGUUCAGACUAUCCUAUAAUGCAGUACUGCUGCGCAGUCCCUGCUUAUCUACCAAGUUAAUAUAGAGGAACGAUCCUCAAAACAAGUCAAGAAAUAAAACAAUGUAUUGCUGAAUCUCAGUGCUUCAUAUUUUCCCUUAACCUGGAGUUCUGAUGUCACCUAGAAAGUGAUUGAGUUCAUAAAGGCUCAAAGAGAUUUGAGCGCAAUGGGACAGCACUUUUAUACUUGAUGGCAUUGAGAAUUUGAUUCUACAUUAUUUUCUUUCAACAAAACCUUAAUAUAACAUAAGGAAAAUAAAUGAUUGUUCUGCUGCUCUCUGAGCAGAGGCAAAAAUUACCAACUGUUGAAGUUGUAUGAAACAAAGUAGGAAUUUGAUGUUUGAGUUUGUAAUUUGCAUUGAUAUUUCUGCAGAUGUAUCUCUGAUGUCAACCUGCAGACUUCAUGAAGCAUUGUUAGUUUUUGCUGCAUUUAGUUGUUUAGACUGUAUUUCUUUUAUUUCCUUCUUUCUGUAUGGUGGGGGAGAGAGGGGUGGUCUGGGCUCAGCCCCUUUAGUCUUUAAGUCCAGACACGCCCCUGGACAGACGCUUAUUUAACUGCAUCUGUGUCUUUAAUGAUUAAAACAUACUCUCUCUAACGUGUCUCCAAAGUAGGAUAAAUCCAGGUUUUGAAGUGGAGCUGUUCACUGUAAUAAUGGCCAAAAACAGCAAACAUGACAUGAAUCUGACGCCACCCUGUCAGAGCCUGAUAUGUAAUUUUUAAAAAAGGAAUAAAACCAAAUGUAACAAGUUGUUACAGUUGGGUCAAAAAAAUGUUUUGGGCACAGUCUCUUGUUACAUUUUGGGUUGGUUAUUACAUUUUAGGUUGCAAUAAAUGAAACCACAGGUAAAAAAAGAAUGACGCUGAUAUUAAACAUUUCAGAGCUGAAGUUCUUUUGUGUAUUUUUCUUUAUUUGAUAUGACAAAUACAGAAUGCAAAAGUGGCUAAAAAUAUAUUAGUUAAUAAAUAAUGGUAUUGAGAAAAUCUGAACAAUCUCUGAGAGAAGACAAGGGUUAAAAAAUCAUUCCUGAGCGUGUAACAGGGUCGUUCAGGAAAUUAGUCUGUCCCAGACCUGAUGACUUCAGGUGAAGCAUUUGUGUUUGAAUUUAACCCCAAAGAUGAUUUUCUCAUUGCACAGUCAUGGUCGGUUUGGGCACUUCAUGUGAUCCUUAUUUAAAACAAUAAAUUCAACAGGUACUGCAGUGUAAGUCUGUGUCCAGCAGGGGGAGCUUUUAGUCCAGAUUCUGGGCUGAGUGCAGUGUGUUUGGGUUCCUCCUCAGCGUGGUGGUCCAACUUCAAUGUGAAUCUAAUAGAGAAGGAAAAGAGUAAAUGUCAUUUACUCCUUAGCUGUUUUAUGACACACACACACACACACACACACAAAAACGAGGUCCUAAGGUAUGAAUGGAUUCCUACUAAAGUUCUGUGAGGUGAAGCAUUCAAAAUUACUUUAUUGAUCCCAAACUGGGAAACGAUGGAAUUUUAACUUUGUGAAAUCAUUGUGAUUCGAGUUCAUGGUCCCUGGUGGAAAUAGUUCCUCUCCUUUAGAUUUCAGCCUGAACCUCAACUAACAUAAAAAACAAACAUGAGGGCCUGUCACGGAUCUACAGCUCAUGACAGGGACAUGGCAAAUGUCAGUAUAUGAACAAACAAAGCCAUCCAUCUCCCCUUCUUACAGUCUUAGCAUCAGAGUUAAAUCCAGCUCUGAACUUCAUGUAAUAUGUGCUACCAUUUACUCUUUGGUUGCCCAACAUAAUCCUGUGUUGGGCGGCCAAAUUGACCCAAUCCUCUUCCUCAUCUGACACACUCUCUCUUCUCUAAUUUAAAGUCACAGUAUGAUCAGAUUAUUUCAUUGCUUUGAUACUCUCUGGACAUUGUCUGUAACACUGCACCCUGUGUUGUUUGUUCUUGUACGGAUAGAUUUCGCACUAAUAUCAAUCUGCACUGUCCUGCACACAUGUACAGCUUUUUAUGGCACAUUUUGUAAAUGUAUGGUUUAGAUAUAGGUCAAUACUGUUAGAGUACUUUGAAUGUUUUCUUUGAAUGUUUUUUUGUUUCUUUGUUUUAAAUGUGUGUAUACUGCUUUUUUUUUUGCUCAGCCUGAGAUUUAGGGUCCGGAGCUCUGACAUUCAGGGGGAGCUCAGAGUAGAGUCAAUACCCCUUUUGCAUCAGACAGAGUAAAUUGAGGUGGUGUGGGUAUCUGAGAAGGCUGGUCCUCCUGAACGCCUCUCUUUAGAGGUCUUCUGGGAAGGUCAAACCCAGACUUUGGGUCAAACCCAGACUGCACUGAAGGGUUUAUAUAUCCCACCUGGCUUGGGAACACCAUGGAAAGCAUUGCUGUGAUGAGGGAUGUGUGACCUAGCUCAGGAUGAGGGGAAGAGAAUGGACGGAUGGAUAUCUUUAUUUCUGUUAUUCAUUGUCUUGGCACCAAAACACCAAGACAAAUCACCUAUGUGUUCUGCAAUAAACCCAGUUCUGAUUCAGGUUUGCAGAAUAUUGUAAAAUGUCGGGUGUGGCUAAUAUGUUGUGUUCACACCAGAUGAAAUUAAAAUUAAUUUCCUUGCUUCAUUUGUGCGUAUUUGAUCACAUGAAUGUUUUGUGUUUACUUCUUUAAUUUGUAGGAAUAACUUGCUCCAAGACUAAGCAAAUGUCGUGCAUAGGAUUUAGUGCUCCUUUGGUGCCAAUCAUGCCCAACAAGAACUCACAUCUUAACAUCAACUUCACAUGUAACUUUAUUCACAUCCAAUGCAAACUUAAGAGUUACUUUUGGCUGGGCUCAACUAAUGCAGGUUGUAAGAGGACUGCAAACUAGGAAUAGACCGAUUUAUCGAUUUAGUCUAUUACUGGCAUUUGUACAUAUUGGCAUUUGCCCUCAGAUGGCUGACGUCAUCUUUUCUAGCAGCACAUUUUGCCUAUUGCUCAUGCGUGUAAAGCUUAAAAAAACAGCCUUUAACUACUGUUUUAGCAUUGUAUCUUUUUUUUUAGAGUAAUAUUUAGUAUUUUAGGCAAAACUAGCCAUAUUAAGCAAUCUAUAGCACAACAUCUGCCUCUCUCCAAUGAUUUAUUUAAAAUCCAUAGUACAUAGUACUAUGAUAACAAUUCAGUUAUGAAUGUGUUUGCAAUAAUAAGGCAGAGGUAUAAAGGGAGGUGUCAUGUAAACUCCCUUUAGUUCCUUCAGGGUUAUGUAUAGUUAAACAAACCUUCCUCCCCAAGUAUGAAAAACAUGUGGCUGUACUGGUACAAACUCAUGUAAGCAUGUCUGGAAAUCACCUGACAUGGUUUCAGAAAUGGAAAACUUCUGCCUACCCUUUUUUUUUUUAAGAGAUCUGAAUAUUCAAACGCUUCUGUGUGACAGCUCAGACGUUACAGAGGAUAAUGAAAAAUACCUAACAACAUGAACAUAGUCUACAAUGGAGAACACACAUAUGAACACACACACUCAUGUCGUACCUCACUCAGCAAAGCCCAGACAGCAGCGUGGGAGUGGACGACCAGACGGAGAGCAGAGAUCGGCCGCAGGGAUUCUUCAAUCUCACCUUCGGCCAACCCAUUCUCAAACGCACCUGAAUCAAACAUACAGACACACAUUCAUUAUUUUCUUACCUGCCUGCAAAAAUAGUGUUUAAACUGUUUUUUUUAAUUUUUUAUUAUUAUUUUAUCAUAUGAACACUGAGAUUGCAAGAGUCUAAUACCGCCACAUUUAAACGGACCUAACCCUGCUUCUCUCUGAUGACAGGUCUUGAAGUUUCUGGAGUGUUAAACUGCAGGAGGUGAGUUUCACCAGAUUCUAAACCCAGUAAAAGUUAAGUGAGUGAAAAUACUUUAUAUAAGCGAACUCUUGCAUUGAAUUCAGUGAAAGUAAGAGUUUUAAAAAGGGAUAAAGUGGUGUGAAUGUGUGACACAGUGUUAAGUAUUGACACAAAAUGUGUUUGUGUAAAUAUCACAGAUGAAGAAAUAUCAAUUUGAAAUCUAUUAAAGGGCAAACAUGUUUAAGGAACAGGUUUGAGUCUUCCGGACGAGUGUAGAAGAAUCUCUUCAUAUAUUUAGGUUAAGAAAUAUAGAGUAACUAUCUUUUAAUAAGGAGUUACAAAUAAUCUAGGUUGGCCUGCUUAUGCAGCCUCAUGACUCUGAGGUUUGUAAGCAAGGCUGUCUUGCAGCUACCAGAACUAUCUGUCUGUUGGAACAUUUAAUCUCUGCCAGAGAUAAGAUGAGUCUAAACAACAAGGGCGUAGGUUUGCAUAGGGAGGGUAGAGACAUAACACAACCAACUUUUCAGGGUGCUCAAAUUGUCCCCACCAACUUUUAAGCAACCUUAUUUGCAUUAUAUAAUGAGUGCAGUUAUAUAGGUAAUUUAUAUUGUCUUCCCAUAUUUUGUAAGGAUAGAAUCGACCCUACCAUUGUUAAGUGAAUUAUUUUCAUUAUGUUCUGACUUACAUUUACCCCUUUUCACUUGUUGAAUGUGCCAGUCCAUUUUUUUUUCCUCAAACAUGUGUUUGAGGAUGUCCCCCCCCCCCCACACACACACACACACACACACACACACACACACACACGCCCGCACCUAACAUCAUAAAAGGGAGUAGAAGAGAAAGCAUCCCUCUGUCUUGGUCGAGACUCUGUUUGUCAUCUGUACUGAUUUCUACAUCUGUACAAUAAAAGACGCCCAGGCUGUUCUUCAGAUCUCAUCCUGUCUCCUGUGCAUUGUUUUACUGAGUUUAUGUUGGAUUUUCCACAACACAAGCUUUAUCUGUCCUCUUUCAUGAGCAGCCAUCGCACUUCAGCCUUCAGGUGUGUGAAACCAAACAUCUGUAGCUUCAGAGGAAUGUGA